This is a messenger RNA of Drosophila obscura, 451 nucleotides long. RefSeq names its product E3 ubiquitin-protein ligase RMA2-like. Gene Ontology annotation, molecular function: metal ion binding. The coding region runs from base 122 to 337 and encodes 71 amino acids. Lineage: Eukaryota; Metazoa; Arthropoda; Insecta; Diptera; Drosophilidae. The record is from RefSeq and is a predicted model, not a curated record. The transcript is spliced from 2 exons.
UUUGGUCGCCCGAAGCGAAUACUGUCAGUAAAAACAUAUCAACACUUGAUUUCAAUUUACCAGUAAUUUCAACUGAGUGCAUUAAUCAAAGUCUGUCAUUUGAAAGGACAACGCUGACGCUAUGAACGAGCAAAAGAAUAUCUACGAUGAGACCGAGGAGGACCCCUCUUUUGACGUCGAUCGCGACUGUGGGAUUUGCAUGCAUCCCAAGUCGGAUCCGGUGACCACCACCUGCGGCCACGCAUUCUGCUGGGAGUGCAUCAACGACCACGUGCUCUCUAUUCCUUCAGACUCUAUGCUUUGGUGUCCAAUGUGCUUCGAAGACAUUGAAGCCUGAGGCAACAUAAGAUGAUUAUGGGGCGAACGAAACCUUAUCGCUGGCGAUGCUCGUCCUUUAUAGUCGGCCACACAUGAGACACUCAUAAGGAUGUGUGACAUUAAUUAGCUAACU